GUAAUGUACUAACGAUAUACAAUCAUGUAAAUUAGUUAGUUUUUUCGUUUGCAACCCUCCGUUGGUUAAGUACAUUGGGGUGAAGGGUUUCGCCUGUGGCAUACAGAGGACACUUAUGUUGGAUUUUUAAUUAAUUAAUUUAUUUACAACUAAAUGAGAGACUACCGAAACAUUUUAAGCUCAAUACAAAUGAGUACAAACCUAGUACAAAUAAUCGAAUCAAUUAAUUUCCUUAAGAACAAUUACUUGUCGGCUAUCUACAUACGAAUUUCAUGUUCACAAUAAUAGAGGGCGAGUAUCAACUUGCCUGUACCUUAUAAAAAAUUGCAUACAAUAAUUGUUGGCUUUGUAUACAUGUCGUGAACAAUAAAUAUUUGUAUUCCAUCAAAUGCUGAUGAACCGAAGGAGUCAUUCACCUCUCGAAGAUAAUUAUUUGUCGUCUGUUUGUCAGUGAGGAUAAUUAAUCACGUAUAACCCUCAAGACAAUAAUGUGUUAUGAUUAUCAUCUCUGAGAAUAGAUCAACAACCAUCACAGAACAAUUGACAAGCUGUUAAAAAUUUAGCCCAGAGGAAUGAAAAAUACUCUUCAGGUACUUUUUCAUGACAUCUCAUGGAUCCAUCUUGGUGAAACCUAGGUACAAAUACCAGCAAAAUGUACGCGUCUGAUAAAUCGUCUGGAGGUAGUAGUCGAGGAAAAAUAAUUUCCAGAAACAUCAACAACAGAAAUGAAAUUCCAAAGCUACGAAGAAAUCGAAGACACGAGCUCAGAUGGGGUGAAGAAUAUUUCAACGCGUUGAAAAAUACUGUCUUUGCUGUUGAUCCAAAGCCCUUUGUACCUGCAGAUAUCCCCGAGGAAUUGAAGUUCAAAAAUGAAGAGUUGCAGCCACUGCAUUCGUGCAAUCACUGCAGUGAUUCGUUUCGUUUUAAAAGAAGUCUUCAUGAUCACGAAAAUCGAAAGAGUUUUGUCCUCGGCUACUGGUGCGCCCACUGUUUUACCGUGAACUGCAGUCACACUCAGGAAGACGGUUCAAUGUGUCGUGACUGUCAGAACGUUGAGAAUAAAAAUCGUGCACGUCUGAGCAGGCGAGGAAUGAAACGUGGCCAGAAAAUGGGCUCUGUCAAAAUAUUCUACAAUCAGUGUCAAUUUUUCGGCCAUCUGAAAUCGCACAAUGUGUCCUCAGUCGAAAUGACGUACCUCAUGAUGAUGCCAAUGCCUUCAGAGGUUGAGAAUUCCGAGUGGACACAUCUUCACGAAGCGUGCAAGGCCCUCAUGGAGUACGCCUUUGUGAAGCAAAAGCACAUUGUCGAUAUCCUGAGAAUUGAAAAUCACACAAGAAAAUGGUGGAUGUCAGAGCCAUCGGAUUCAUCACUAGUUGGUGAAUUAUUGAAAAAAUAUCUGAUUGAUUCAGACGAUGAAUUAAGUGAAAAUCUGGUGGAUCCUCUUGGAGAUGGUCCCCCAAUCUCUCGUGAAGAUGUUCCUAUUACUGCUGACAUAACCUUUGUUGACUGUGGCCCACCAGUUUCAGUCUUUAUGCCACCCAAUGGACAACUCAGUCCAGAGGCAACAGCACCAAGGGUUUCUGCCCCCAAGAAAACACCACCGAAAUCCCCUGUCGUGCCCUCCCUCGAAUUUUUAAAGAAUAGUUCCAGUAUUGUCAAAGGUCAUCGGAAUGAAAAAUCCGGAAAGAUUGACAGCAAAUCCAAACUGCUCAACGCCACAUUGCGAAGGUCUUCAGAGCUGGUAAAGAGUAAUGUGAUAUCUAUCGUGAAGAAAGAUCGAGUUCCAUCGGUUCCAGAGCGAGGAGUCCAUCGACACCCCCCCUCACUGACUGAAACCACAUCGACAUCGAUGGGCUCGAAAUCAGAUCGACUCACAACUCCUACAGCUCCCUGUUUAGUGCUGUCAAACGUCUCCAAUUCCUCCAAUAAAUUAGUAAAAGUGUCAUCACAGUCUGAUGCUGCUGGCAAGAUCUCAUCAUCAGCUGGUGCGAAAGUUAAACUCAUACAAAUCCCGAGCUCGAACGUCACAUCGACUAAAGAGGGUCAAAACACAGUCGCCAAUAAUUGUCGAGGAGCUCAGAUACCACAAUGGCUGGCCCCUGUCCUGAAGAACAGACAGAUUCAUCUACCACGAGUCUGUCUAGGCUCUGAUUUCCAGAAUAAUGCCCACUUACAUUGUUUGGAGAAUGGACCAAAGGGAAUCGACACUCUCGUCAAGAAAUAUCAACUCGAGAUGAGACGAAAGCUGCUCAACUAUUCGAAACAGAAGAUUCAAACGAUAGUCAACAAUUUUUCAGAAUUCUGUCGAAACUUCAGCAGAUCAGGUUGUGUGGAUGUAGAAUCAAUAUCUAAAAGAAAUCUAGCAACAUUGAAAUCAUUGACAGGAUAUCUGGAGACAGCGUCGAAUGAUCCAGGGAAGAAUAAUAUGGAUCAAAAAAUUAAUAACGAUUACAAGAACAGAAUGACGUCCUGGGAGUAUCAGAAAAACUCUUAUCUGACGUGUCCGGAGUGUAAAAAGAAGGUGAAACCGAAGAAGUAUUUGCCAGGUAUAUCAAAGCUUGCGAGUCAAGAGAACGAGUAUUGUCAGUGUUGCAAUUUUAUCUGUCAUCUGUGUAAAUCCAGACAGGGAAAUCAAAAUCGAUACAAAGAACACCUGAAAUUCCACAAGAAUCAAGGACCCUACACAUGCCCCGAGUGCUUAGCUGUAUUUCCUAACAUGCAAAAUUUGGAAAUUCACAUCUGGACGAAAUGCUUUCACGUGGAUACGCAGGAGAUUUACGCCUGUAGGAUCUGCCAGAUCGAGGGAUUCCUAACAAUGGAAGCACUGAGUAAACACUAUUACGAAAUUCACGCGACGUCUGUGUUUGUUUGUAAUCGAUGUCCAAUAGCAUCACCCACUUACUUCGAUCACAUUGUCCAUUGCUCCAAGGAGCACUCUGGAGCGGCGACAAAUCCUGAGACCCUGAUCAUCUGUGAUUACGGUGGAUGUUUAGUAUCACCAGAGAAUUUCAAGAUUCAUCUGAAGAGCCACCGUGAGAUCGGGAUUAUUCAGUAUUACACGUGUCCCUUCUGUGCAUUUUUCGUGAAGAACGUCAAAGGAAAUGAAAACAUCAUUCAGGAUCAUGUGUUUGGAAAUCAUCGAGAGAGAUUGUGUGAAAUUUUAACUCCGGAGACUCUCAACUUCUUCGCAUCGUACUUCAAUCUGAAAAUGGAUAAGCCAUUGGCGAGAAAAUCAUCGGGAAAAAAAGAGGAAAUGUUACUUCCGAAGAUCGUCAACUCUUGCUCAAUAGCCAAAACAGCGUUUGAAUCACACGAUGAACCAAAAAUUUCAGCUGCACCGACUCCAAAGUUCAUAAGGUUGAAUGCACUUCCCGAUAGUCUAGCGUCGAAGGUCCCAACUGGUGUUACGAUUCCGAAGAUCGUGAAGGUCCAGAGCAUAAAGCCAGGUGCUAAUGGAACUAUUAAUUUCAUCAACAAUCAGAGCGUCAAUCCAAUUCCCCAGAAAUCUGUCAAUGUUGUGAGCAAUCAAUCCUCGAAUUCAGAUCCGAACAAAGUUACGAGUAGCAGUAAUGAGAGUGUAAGUUCAAUUGGUGACAAAGGAGUCAAUCAGAGCACGAGCCCAAGUCUUGGUAAAGGUAUCAAUGCCAUCAGCAGUACGAAGUUGACACAGGUGACAGUGCAGACCGUUCAGUCUCCGAAAUUAAUUUCCCUUUUGAAGAAUUAUACCCCAAGUAAUGUUAUACAACAACGACCAGUUAUGGUGAAGGUGAAUUUAUUUGAUAAGAACAGCAAUCACCUGAACGACAAUCAAAUUUUGCCUCAUGGAUCAAGCCCAACGAAACCCAUCAUCAGUAUUCCUGUCUCUUCGCGGUUGACUGAACCUCGUGGGCCAGAUUUGCAGACUAAGAGUCCAGAUGAUUUUAAUUCGAGGACUGUACUCGCGGAAUCAGAUGGCCCAAGUCAUGUGAAUACGAUGAUUGAGCUAGAUGGAGGGAGUAAGGAGGAGACAGCUCGGGAGUAUUUGGAGGACUUGAAUCAUCCUGACGAUAAAGUUGAUCACGAAGACAUUUACGAAAAUGUGGAUCGAGAGAGACAAAUGAAAUUAGCUGAUCAUUCCGAAUCGAUGAGAAAGUCGUCAGGGACAUUAAAACGUAAGGGAAGACCCAAAAAAGCCUGGAGGAUGGCACUUGAUGGCGUUGAGGAUGGUAAGCUACAGCCACUCAAUUUCAAAUGUCAUCUUUGUUACGAAAAUAUAACGACUGAGUGGGAAGUGUUGAAGCAUCAUUUUGCUACCAAACAUUACCGAGAGUUCAAGUUGUGCGAGGUAAGUCCUAAACUUGAGAAAAUCCCUCCGACCACAGACAUAGAAGCCAAGGUCGAAUGUAAAAAGAGAAAGCUGGAGCCCAGUUCCCCUCGAGGAGCUUCGAGAAGAAAAAGACGAGGGCUUUCAACGAAAACUGAUGACAAUUCACGAUCAGGAAUUUGUGUUACACAAGAGAGACUUGAACAAGUUGAUGGCAACUUUCAAUGUAAAAAAUGUGAGGCGUUAUUCGAGGAUGUAAAGUUACUGAGGGAACACUUUGCUAAUAAACACAGGAUAAAGGAACAUUUCUUAGUCUGUCUUGAGUGUGGUGCAAAUUUUGUUGUUGCCAAUAGUCUUCAGAUGCAUCUCAAAGCAUAUCAUGGAAUUGUCGAUACCGUAUCUUAUCUUGCUCAGAAUUCGCUCUACGCCCCUGAUAUUGGAGGGUCCUACGAUGCUAGGACAAGUGAACCUAAUCAGUGUUACGUCUGCAUGGCAGUAUUUGAGGAUAAAUCAGCUGUUGACAAACACCUCAGGGUCCACGGAAUGGCUUUUCUAAAUCACACAAAAGCUGAGGCAAGAAAUGCCCAGAAGAUCGAUGAAAAGAACAGUCCAGUGAUCAGCAAACAAGAGGUGACACAAAAAAAUGUUCAACAAAAUGGUGAUCAGACCCUCAGUGGAAAUAUUGUUUCGAGUCUUUUAAAUAUCAUCGAGGUGACGAGGUCUAGUUCGUCGAGGGAAAAUAUUGUCCAUCCGAUCUAGUCCUCGAUUGCCACCAACAAUGGUCAUGAAUCUUACGAAAAUUAUCAACUUCACAACGCGAGAGAAAAUACUGAGACUUUUACGGCUCCUCAUUUCCUUUGAUUUUGUACGAUCAACUCACUAAAAAAUAGCAAUAAAAGUUAGGAUUGGAUAUCUGGCAGAAUGUUUUUUAUAUUUCACAUACUAAGGGAGAGAGAUCAUAAGAAGUCACAUGAGUUUGGGAGUUGAAUUUGAUAUUUUUCAUUUUGGUUUUAUUUUUUUUCAGUGAACGUGAAUCUAAAUUACUACAUAAACCCAAAGAUUCAGUUGUACAUAGUCAGCACUAAAAAGAAAAAAUAAAUGAAAGGUAUCAAACUAAAAUCAUAUAUCCUUCCAUUGUAGAAACGUGAGCAGUGUAAAUAUCGCAAAAGAUUUUUAUAGUGAUAUGAUACUGUCAUAUAAAGAAGAUAUGAUUAUACAGGAAAUUAAUUAUCCAUCAAUAAAAAAAUACAUAAUAACAAA
Diachasmimorpha longicaudata is the source of this 5563-nucleotide messenger RNA. RefSeq lists its product as uncharacterized. The record is from RefSeq and is a predicted model, not a curated record. Gene Ontology annotation, molecular function: chromatin insulator sequence binding. Bases 653 to 5062 code for a protein of 1469 amino acids. The transcript has 4 exons. Gene Ontology annotation, cellular component: chromosome. Lineage: Eukaryota; Metazoa; Arthropoda; Insecta; Hymenoptera; Braconidae. Gene Ontology annotation, biological process: regulation of transcription by RNA polymerase II.